GGCAGAGGGGGGCGGGUCCUACAUCACUUCCUGGAGACUGACAGAAUCCGGAAGUGAUCCUCGAGAACCGACUUUCUGCAGAGGACCCCGGCAGCCAACGUGGGUUUGGAACCAUGAGCUGGAUUCCAUUCAAGAUCGGGCAGCCCAAGAAACAGAUUGUUUCCAAAACGGUGGAGAGAGACUUUGAAAGGGAGUAUGGAAAACUGCAGCAGCUAGAAGAGCAAACCAAGCGCCUGCAGAAGGACAUGAAAAAGAGCACCGAUGCCGACCUGGCCAUGUCCAAGUCUGCUGUGAAGAUAUCCCUGGACCUACUCUCCAAUCCCCUGUGUGAGCAGGACCAGGACUUUCUGAACAUGGUGACAGCCCUGGACACAGCCAUGAAGCGGAUGGAUGCCUUCAACCAGGAGAAGGUGAACCAGAUCCAAAAGACGGUGAUUGAACCCCUGAAAAAGUUUGGCAGCGUAUUCCCAAGCCUCAACAUGGCAGUGAAACGGCGGGAGCAGGCCUUGCAAGACUACAGGAGGCUGCAGGCCAAAGUGGAGAAGUACGAGGAAAAAGAGAAGACUGGCCCAGUGCUGGCCAAGCUCCACCAGGCCCGAGAGGAGCUGCGGCCUGUACGGGAAGACUUUGAGGCCAAGAACAAACAGCUGCUGGAUGAAAUGCCACGGUUCUACGGCAGCCGACUUGACUAUUUCCAGCCCAGCUUUGAGUCCCUGGUGCGGGCACAGGUGGUGUACUACUCAGAAAUGCAUAAGAUCUUUGGAGACCUGACCCAGCAGCUUGACCAGCCAGGCCACUCAGAUGAGCAGCGAGAGCGGGAAAACGAGGCCAAACUAAGUGAGCUCCGAGCCCUCUCCAUCGUGGCUGAUGACUGAGCCCCUGUUCCUCAGGAGUCCUCAGGCUCCUUGGGACACAGAUCACAUCUCUAUAGUCUUUGCUCUUGGCAGGCAUGGAUGCAUGGACCUCCCAAUGGCCAGCCAGCUGGAAACAGGUAGCCACUCUUCUGCCUUGCCAGUUCUCAGACUUAAAUGCCUCCAUUUCCGUGAGCCUGGCACUAGGAACUUCACAGCCUGCUGUUUCCCUGUGCCCAGUGCUUAAAAGCAAUAUAGAAAAAAAAACCAGGGGCCUUUUUACUUCCAGAGCCGUCCAGAGUGUGCUGUAGUCUGGCCAGCAGGAGCCUUUAGAAAGGCCUGUGCUCUCUAUGGAACUUGAGGCCUUAGCUGUCUACCUCCAGAGGACCUACUCUAGGAAAGCCAUUAUCCCCUCAUGUUGACUUGAGACUGUUGAGGCACAGUGGCCUGGAGAGCAGAACGCAGGUCCCUUAGCUGUGGUGGGCCCCCAAGCCAAGCUACAGGUCCAACAUAGGGACAAGUCCCCAGUGUUCAGCUUUCCUUUGAACUGUGACUUUGUCUCUAACUGUCCACUAUACAGAAUGUCACACAUUGAUUUGCUGGCCUUAAAGCAAGGCUUGUGUCUCACCUGUGUUAUUGGAAUUUUAUUUUCAAGUAAAGUUUCCAGUAAAA
Molecule: messenger RNA, 1523 nt
Organism: Meriones unguiculatus (Mongolian gerbil)
Lineage: Eukaryota; Metazoa; Chordata; Mammalia; Rodentia; Muridae
Gene: Bin3
Product: bridging integrator 3
Exons: 9
Coding region: 114-875 (253 amino acids)
Biological process (GO): plasma membrane tubulation; actin cortical patch localization; endocytosis
Cellular component (GO): actin cortical patch; cytoplasm
Molecular function (GO): protein binding; lipid binding
Source: RefSeq, a predicted model, not a curated record